AUGGAUUCGAUCAAACGCAUCGAGGAGUUCCUGGACAACUACAACCAAGAACUAGACUCCCAACAGGUAGCGAUACGAUUGAGCAGACUGGACAAGCUGAUGGAUACCUUCGAGAAUAUACAAGUCAAGGUCAUCAUCAAGGAUCAACUUCUAACGCGGCACGAUGUGAAGUCGAGGCGAACUGAAACAUCAAUCUCGUCCAACUCUGUAUCGGAACCUCGCAGUGUGAAUUACGUGCUGUUCGGCUCGGUUUCCACCGAAAUUCGAUCGCGACUAGAAGAAGUUCCUAUUGAGUGUCUGAUUCUACGCAACAUCACCACAAGCCUACCUGCGGUUACAAUACCGAAAAACAAUUGUUUUAUUCCCGAGGGCAUUGAUCUUGCGGAUCCUGACUACAAUGUGUCGCGGAGAAUUGAUCUGAUAAUCGGAGCUGAACAUUUCUAUACUUUUCUGAAGGGUGACCGGAUGAAUUUGGGUGAAUCGUCACCGACACUUGUAGAAAGCGUGUUUGGCUGGCUGGUGUCAGGAAAAUCAUCGUAUGCUCCAAUUCCCCACCCUCCGCUGUGUCAUAUUUCCACACUAGAAUCGCUCGAUAGGAACAUAGAGAAGUUUUGGCGAAUCGAAGAGGUAGAUACGAAAGUUCUUUCCCCGAUAAAACAACACUGUGAAAACUUCUACAAAAGCACUGUGUCCAGAGAUCCCUCUGGUCGGUAUGUGGUCGAAUACCCUAAAAAGGAUGGAUUUUCUCAUAUGCUGGGCGAAUCUUAUACCAGUGCUGUACGACGGUUGGAAGGUCUCGAAAGAAAGCUGGAGCGGAAUGAGUUGCUGAAAGAAAGGUACCACACCUUUAUGUCAGAGUUCGUUAACCUUGGUCACAUGCGUGAGAUUUCCCUAGAUGAAGAAGCAUCUUCCGUGGCCUAUUUUCUCCCAGUUGUAAAAGAAGCGAGUAUGACCACGAAGGUCCGUGGCGUGUUCGACGCUUCAGCGAAAACUAGUACAGGUUACUCCCUUAAUGAUGGAUUGCUAAUAGGUCCUGUGCUACAAGAUGAACUGUAUCUGAUUAUUCUCCGAUUCCGAAGGUAUAAAGUAGUUUUAUUGGCGGACAUCGAAAAGAUGUACCGCAUGGUUCGUAUCCAUCCAGAUGAUCAGCCUCUUCAAUGCGUACUGUUUCGCUUCAGUAAAGUUGCUCCUAUAACCAAGUACGUCCUCACUACAGUAACAUAUGGAUUGUCUCCAUCGUCGUUUCUAGCAACCCGUACUCUCCAUCAGCUUGCAGAAGACGAAGGAAGUUCGUAUCCUCUCGCUGCUGAUGCCUUGAAGUAA
Messenger RNA from Armigeres subalbatus, 1323 nucleotides. RefSeq lists its product as uncharacterized. NCBI's taxonomy places the organism in Eukaryota, Metazoa, Arthropoda, Insecta, Diptera, Culicidae. The coding region runs from base 1 to 1323 and encodes 440 amino acids. The transcript has 3 exons. The record is from RefSeq and is a predicted model, not a curated record.